Molecule: messenger RNA, 1979 nt
Organism: Anguilla anguilla (European eel)
Lineage: Eukaryota; Metazoa; Chordata; Actinopteri; Anguilliformes; Anguillidae
Product: zinc finger protein 70-like
Exons: 2
Coding region: 278-1759 (493 amino acids)
Biological process (GO): regulation of transcription by RNA polymerase II
Molecular function (GO): RNA polymerase II cis-regulatory region sequence-specific DNA binding; DNA-binding transcription factor activity
Source: RefSeq, a predicted model, not a curated record
UACAUGAAGAUAAUAAUACAACCUGUCUGGAGGUCCAAAAUGACAGACCUUCAGUUGUACAAAAUCGCCAUUUUGAAUGGUAUUACCUGGUGAACAAGGUUUGUACUGAACCUCGCAAAGCAGAGGUCAUUCUGUAAUUCUGCCUUCGGAAAAGGUAAACCCUGUGUCGUCAUUCACAGGUCACAUGACACGGGGAAAUGCUCACGUCAUCAGUCGCACAGAGAAGGGUCAGAGCGAUUCAUUGUCUAAAACUCUUGUUGGCAUUAAUUGCUGAAAAAUGACAAAAUUACAAAUUUUGAACGCGUAUCUGACGGAGCGCUUAAUGGUGGCUGUGCGAGAGAUACUGGAGGUGGUGGGUGACACGGUGUCGGAAUAUCAGGAGGAAACAGCGCGAAUACACCGGGAGAACGAGAGUCUGAGGAGGAAGCUGCGGGAAGUCGUGAUCGAGGCAGAGACGGGCUGGACGGGAACAGGACAUGCUCUCUCUCUCUCCAUCCCUCCCUCCCUCUCUCCGGGAGCGGCGCUCCCUCUCUCCCUCUCGGCGGCCGAGGGGAGGUCCCCCGCGGAGGAGCAGCACGGCGAGCAGGAGUGGAGCUCCGGCCUGAGGGAGGAGCUCGCCCUGAGCGAGGAGGAGGAGCAGCCGCCGCACGCGCGGCAGAGGAGCAGGCAGAAGGAGGAGGACGCCGGCGGGAUGGACUUGUCCUGCGCGAUGGAGGCGGAGCCGGAGGCGGAGCUGGAGCCGCAGUCCGAGUGCGUGACGCCAGGACUGAAGAAGCUGGCGCUGGAAAUAGCCCUGUCGGUGGUCUCGCCGUCCGCCCUGAGCGUGAGCCAGGAGCUGAGCGCCAUGCGCGCGGCCGACGCCGACGCCGCCCCCAGGACGCGGUCGCUAGGCGACGCGGGGCUCGGGUCGCCCGCCCGCCUCAGGCCCGCCCAGGUCAAAACGGAGCCCGAGGAGGGGCUCGACUUCAAGCCCGAAUGGCCCUCCGAGCCGGGCCCCGGGGCCAAAGCCAAGCGGCACGCGCCGGAGUCGCUGUCGGAGGCGAGCGCGGGCAAAGCUUCCGGGGUCAGCGGGGCCGGGCUGGGACACACGGACGGGUCCGAGAUCAGGGGCGCUGGGGUGGGACACACGGACGACUCCGAGAUUAGGGGUUCUGGGAUGGGACAUACGGACAACUUCGAGAUUAGGGGCUCUGGGACGGGACAUACGGACGUGUCCGAGAUCAGGGGCGUUGGGGCGGGACAUACGGAAGGCCCGGAACCGCAGGAGGCGGGGGCCGGGCUCGACGACGCCCAGAACGACGGCUACUUCAUCGGCUACAGGGGGGAGAAGCAGCACCGCUGUUUCCAGUGCGGCAAGUUCUUCAGCCAGGUGUGCAACCUGAAGACCCACCUGCAGAUCCACACGGGCGAGCGGCCGUACGCCUGCACCUGGUGCGGCAAGUCCUUCACCCAGUCGGCCGACCUGCGGCGGCACCAGCGGAUCCACACGGGCGAGAAGCCGCACCGCUGCACCUGGUGCGAGAAGAGCUUCACCCAGAUCGGCAACCUCAAGAGGCACCUGCGCAUCCACACGGGGGAGCGGCCGUACUGCUGCGCCCUGUGCGGCAAGAGCUUCAACGACGGGGACACGCUCAAGAAGCACCGGCGGGUCCACACGGGGGAGCGGCCGUUCCGCUGCGCGCACUGCUCGAAGACCUUCACCGUGGCCAGCAGCCUGCAGAACCACCUCAGGAACCACCUGAAAGAGGGCCGACGCUAGGCUAGCGCUAGCGCUGAGGCUAGGACACUGUGGCUCGCCGGGAACCGUCUUCUCGGGCACGCGAUGCUUAAGUAACCGUGUUAUUUUUAUGAAGUGUGUCCGGGAAGCUGAACGGCGCGGAUGAGCCAAAUGUGGAAAUCGGGUGUCGAUGAAGAACAGUGCCCGUUUGUGACUGAUUCCGUGGAGGUCAUUGUUUUCAUCAUGAUUGUGGGGGGGGGGG